Molecule: messenger RNA, 3093 nt
Organism: Diorhabda carinulata
Lineage: Eukaryota; Metazoa; Arthropoda; Insecta; Coleoptera; Chrysomelidae
Product: facilitated trehalose transporter Tret1-like
Exons: 3
Coding region: 181-1629 (482 amino acids)
Biological process (GO): transmembrane transport
Cellular component (GO): membrane
Molecular function (GO): transmembrane transporter activity
Source: RefSeq, a predicted model, not a curated record
AGGUUUGUUCUUGAUUUACAAAACAUUAUUGUUACAAAUUAGAUAAUUUGUUUUAGUGUAAACUUAACAUUCUUAUUAUUGUAAUGUAUACACCUUCUACUUUCAUGAAAAAUAUUUAGUUUAGUGAACAAAAACUAGAGCAAGAUAAGAAACAAAGAUAAUUUGCCUAUACGUGGUGCAAUGGAAUGCAAUCCAGUCCAAAUACAAGUGGAAUUCUCAAAAAUUAAUUUAGUAACUCACAAAGUGUGGUACAAAGUAUCUUGGUUCACAUAUUUAUACAGUUUGGCAGCUGGUCUGUUGGUGACUUCGUUCGGUUUGAGUAUUGGUUGGAGCUCUCCUGUAUUGUCUAAGCUACAUUCCAACGAUACUAAUAUUAAUCCUUUGGGUGCGGAAAUAACAACUAUUGAAACAUCCCUAGUAGUUUCUCUUCCUUUAAUUGGUACGGCGGCUUCUUACUUAGUAUGGGCGAAGAUAGCAGAUACAUUAGGAAGGGCGAUAGCUUUAAGAUUGGUUGCUACAAUAUUGGUUUUUAGUUUGACAAUAACAGCAUUUACUACGAAUAUAUAUCUACUUUGCAUUACUUUGACAAUAACUGGUGCAAGUGCUAGUGGAGCUUUAUUAUGUGUUUCUAUUUAUAACAGUGAAAUAGCAGAAGAAAAUGAUAGAGGAAAGUUAGGUUGCUUAAUGGCAAUGCAAGUUCCCAUUGGACUUUUGGGUGCUUUUAUAUUCGGUUCGUUUUGUAGUGUGAGAGUAUUCACAUUGAUAUGCGCAAUACCUCCCAUUCUACAUUUAAUUUUCACUUGUUUCCUACCUGAAUCGCCCGUUUAUUUAGUUUCUAAAAAUAGAAUACCUGAAGCGAUUAUUUCUUUGCAAAAAUUGAGAAGAACAAAAACCGAUGAAGAUAUAGAAGAAGACGUUAAAAAGAUAAAAGAUGUUAUAAGAAAUACCGCUACGGCUAAAAAGAGAAAUAUUUUUGAUAUUUUCAGAAAUCGUGCGACAAAAAGAGGAUUUUUUCUCAGUCUUGAGGUAUUUUUAGUUGAACAAUUAUCUGGUAUAUCUAUAAUUCUAGCUUAUAUAAGUGUGAUUUUCAAUGAAGCUGGUACUGGUUUAUCCGGAGAUACUGUCGGUAUAUUAGUGGGAUUGGUUAAGAUGGUGACGUUUUUAGUCGCUACCAAUUUUAUCGAUAAAUAUGGAAGAAGAUUACUGCUUUUAAUUUCAUCAAUUUGUUGCAUGUUUCCCAUGUUGUUUCUAGGUAUUUAUUUCUACUUAAAAUCUAUAAACUCUUCUUUAGUCGAAAAUAUUCAUUGGGUAGCCAUUCUAUGUGUCAUUCUAUAUGUUAUUAUGUACGCUAUAGGUCUUGGAAAUGUACCUAUGGCUUUUGUUGGAGAAAUUUUUCCAGACGAUUUAAGGGCGCAAGGUAUAGCUUGUACUUUGAUUUUCGACGAAUUGCUCGUAUCUUUAAUAACUUUUAGUUUUCCAUUGCUCUCCGAAAGUAUUGGAACACAUUGGUGUUUUUUUAUAUGCAGUAUUUCCUCUUUUUUGGGAUUCAUAUGUUUAUAUCUAACCAUACCAGAAACUAAGGGCAAAACUUUCUCCGAAAUUCAAAAAAUUUUACAAGGCUGCAAUUAAGUAUUUUUAUUACUGCCACUAAAAGUUAGAUACGAUUGUUGUUGAGUUCGAUUAUAAAAUCAUGGCCACUAAAUGAUUAGAAAUGUUUUGUUCCUUCCAUGAAACUAUUAGUUAUAGAUAAGAACUCGAUCUUAAAAAUUAUCAAAUAAUAGUAGGAAGGUUAUUGUUUCUGGGUUACCGGUUCGUAAGCUAGAUGGCCGUUCAUCUACCGCGUGCACUGUUUUUAAUACACUAAAAGCAUUCAAAUACAUAGGAAGUCCCUGAAAUACAGUUGACUUACUGUCAAACAUCACGUUCCUGGCGUUUAAAGGACAAAGGAAUUUCAUUUUUGCCAUCGACCAAUAGUCACGUUAUACUAAUGUUUAUUUUAAUUUGGGAUUUUUUCUAUAUAGAGCGUUGAUGAAUUAUUCAUUUUUUUACUAGCAAUUCAAUUUAGAUAAAAAUCUGGAGGUUUUGUUCGACAUUACUUUAGUCACGAUGACGUUACCUUUGAUUUUUUAAUUAAAUUAUGGAUCGGGGUAGUAUCAUACUUAACUGAGUAAUGCUUAUAUUUAUAUAGUUAGAAUUGUUGGCAUUUGAAAAUAUAUCGGAGUAACUAGAAUAACUAACCUAUAAUUGGGUCAUUGUUUAAUCGUGCCUAAACACCGAUCAAAUUUAUGUGACCUUCAGUCAUCUAAUGAGUAUUAUCGUUACUCAAGUAUCUGCAAUUUUGACCAUUCACUGCAGAUGUGAAGCAUUAGAAAACAUAGUUUGCUUAAAGAAAUGGAUUACGGUUAGAUAAAUCCUACAAAAUAUCACGAAACUGCACACGUCAAUCGGCAUCGACUUCUUGACGUAAUUAAAUUGUGUACGAUAGGUAGGUACUUUUUGCUUUAGAAAACGUUGACUGUUGAAAUAUGCUUGUUCCACAGCAAUUUGGCUUGCAGUAUUAUAAGGUUUACCUUUAACGGCUAAUAAAACAUCAAAUUUCAUUUUUUAAUACCCUAGGAUGACCAUCUUCUUCAAUAUCUUAAAAGUGAACCGUUUUUCUAAUGUUUUUAUCAAUUCCACUGUUGAUCCGCUGAUAGGUCUAACUAGCAUUAAACCAAUUGCGUUUUCAUUUGAUCCUAUAAAACUUGAAAUUUUUAUGCGUUGAGCUUACCUAAAGUACCCAAUUUUUAUACUAGCAACUUGAUUUUUGACAAUGAAUUGCUGUUAUAGUUCAGUAUAUUUCUGUAGCUUUAUUAUUAUAUAUUUCUUAACUGUACAAAAAUAUCGUGGUAGUUGAAAAUUUUUAGUCUAGUCCUUCAUUCAAAAUUUUGUAAUUCUUGAGUAAUAAAUAAAACAUAAAGGAUUAUAUUUUUAAGAAUAUGUAACUUAUUUUACUGUGUUCUCAGCGUUGAUAGAGAAAUAUUUAUUUGUAAAUAAAAAAAUUUUCUUUUAUACAUUUUAUACACAAAAAAUAAAUGAUUUCUGCUGAAUAAA